CCCUCUCUCUCUUUUCUCUCCUAAUUCAUUUUUGUAAAAACUACAAUUUAUAUUACACGCUACUGCUGCUGUCACCACAGCCACCAACUGUUUUGGAAUUUAUCGCGACCAUGUCCUUCGCAGAUCCCACGGUGGUCGUCUGCGCUGUUCUGGCCGCCAUUGCCGGCACGGUCUACUUUUACUAUUACUCGCUGCUGGCCAACCAGCCCGACAUCCACCCACUUCAGCUUGCACAACAGUCGUCGGUCAGCAAGACCCGUCAGUCACUCAGAGAAACCGCCACCUACCGCUCCAAAUCCACACCAGACGGCACCCGCCUGCUGUCAACUCUAUCGGAUGACAUGAAAACACUGCGUGAUGCCAUCCGCCUCGGCCGCAGCGUCGCCAGCCCCAGUGCCGUUCAGGUCAUUGUUGACGAUGCCGUACAAAAGGUCACCUCCGAAGAGAUGGUCACCCGCGUUUCGGCCCUUUCUGCCGGCCUUUUGCGCUUGCUGGGCGAGGCGCAGAUAAAGUCAGCUGCUAUUUAUCUUGAGGGCUCGGUCGAAGCACUUGUCGCCUACCAGGCUUGCAUUGAGGCCGGAAUAGUCGCAAUCCCGAUUUCUGCUUCUGAAUCGCCUGCCAAUGUCUCUGCUAUUCUUAAGCACUCUAAGACACGGUUGCUUGUCACGUUGAGUACGCUGGCAGUAAAGCUGGGUGCUGCUGCUGUCGCUUCGACCUGCAUCAAGCAUGUUGUUCUUGUUGGCGAGCUUGAUGGGUCCGAGGCGUCCGAUGCAUUCCGUGCUGCUGCCAGCGUGACCCACUUCAGGGAGCUCGAGCGGGGUGGUGGCUGCGAGAAGGACGCCGUUAUUGAAACAGCCGACGCCGCAUAUGUUUUGUACGGUAGCGUUGGUGAGGGCCGUGCGCCCAGAGGCGUUGUAAUCACCCACGCCAAUGCGCUGGCGGCCAUCACUGGAAUCGUCGCCAGCCUGCCUGCCACACAGGUGCUGACCAAGAAGGACACAUUCAUGUCGGUUGCAUCCCUGGCCAACGCCAUCAACCUCAACUUUAUCAACAUUGCUCUGACCUACAGCUGCUCGAUCUGCAUCCUGGAAACUAGCGACGCAGAAAAGCUUAUCAACCAGGCGUACCAACUCCAGCCCACAUUCACUUUCCUAGACCCAUUGAUCACCCGGGAUCUCGUCCAGCUGUUCUACUCAAAUGUCGUCAAGUACCCAAAGCUUGAGUACGCGAUGUUUAUGAGCGGAUACCGUCGCGCGCAGGACUCGCUGAUGCGCGGGAUUGUGCCAAAGUUUAAUUUCUGGGACUUUUCCUAUUUCCGCCACUACCGCAACGUCAUGGGCGGCAAGCUCCGCCUCAUGUACAUUGAUGGGCCGACGACACCCUCGAAGAGCAUAGAGUGGCUCAGGGUCAUGCAUGGCGCAAAGGUUAUUCCUUUGUUUGGAACCGCCCACACCACUGCGCUCAUCACCGCCGGCUCGUACUAUGACUAUGCGUCCGCUAUCGACACGCACAAUGUGGGUGCCCCAGUGGCGUGCAACGAGAUCAAGCUUGUAGAUGCCGUGGACGGGGUUAGCCUGACUGCCGAGGACAAGCCGAUUUUUGUCCGCGGUGCUAAUGUUGCCGUCGGCCUGUGGAACGACAAGCCCCUCAAGCUCAAGCCUGGAAAUUGGCUCGAGCUGCCCUACUAUGGUGAAAUCUUCCCCAACGGCACAAUCGACGUUAUCGGAUCCACCCAAGGGACAACCAAGAGCUCGCUCAGCCCAUCUGGCUAUCUCUUUGCCGAGCGCCUGGAGCUUGCUUUGGCGUCCUCCAGGGCGAUCACUGACAUCUGUAUCGUUUCAUCGCCCGACUCCAAAACUCUUGAUAUUGUUGCGCACCCGCGUCCCAUGGAGUUGUUCGCCGAGGCCCAACUGUGCAAGAAAACGUACCGGAUGAAGGAGAUCGAAAAGUUUGCAUGGUGUGCAGAGUACAUUCGCGACAAGAUUAUUGAGACCGCCCGCAAGUCUUCUGAGUUCCGGUGGGUUGCGGAUUUGCCUGUGCAGAGUGUGCGUGUCAGGCUGGUGUCAGCUCCGUUUUCUGUUGAAAACAACUUGGCUUUGCAGGAUGGAACUAACAACCGGGUAGCUGCAAAAAAGUUGUUUUCAUCGUUGUAAAAAAGCAAAAUGAUUUUCCUUGGGACACUACUUUUUUUGCCUACGUGCAAGAAGAGAAUUCUUAAUUAAAUAAAUUCAGAACAUGUGUAUUGGUUUGGGA
This is a messenger RNA of Kickxella alabastrina, 2253 nucleotides long. RefSeq lists its product as uncharacterized. NCBI's taxonomy places the organism in Eukaryota, Fungi, Kickxellomycota, Kickxellomycetes, Kickxellales, Kickxellaceae. The transcript is spliced from 2 exons. Gene Ontology annotation, cellular component: membrane. The record is from RefSeq and is a predicted model, not a curated record. Gene Ontology annotation, molecular function: long-chain fatty acid-CoA ligase activity. The coding region runs from base 111 to 2153 and encodes 680 amino acids.